AUGAACUCUCUACUGAAGUGGGCCGUGGGGCUCCUGGUGCUCUUCUCCGUGCUCCUGAACCUCGCUCUGAUCGUGGGAUACUCCCGCAGGACACCCACGUGCGCGACCCGCAGCGUGCACGCGCCCAAGGGCAAACAUGAGGCGCGCAGCCGCGUGUUCGCGGACCUGAGCCGGGACGAGUACGCGCAGGUCCAGGACUACAUGCUGCGGCAGAAGGAGCUCAACAUCUCCACGCGCCAGAGCACGAGACCUGACGAGAACUUUCUGUUUUUGAUAGAUCUGCGCGUGCCCGCGAAGUCUGAGGUCUUAGCGCACCUUGACGCGCACGGCCCUGCUCCGCGCAGAGAGGCCACAGUGGUGGUGUUCCACGGCUCCACAGGCUUCAUUAAAGAGUAUGUGGUGGGACCCCUGCCCAAGCCCUCCGACCACCGCGACGUGACGGCCCAAGACUACAAGGCAGAGCUGCCGCUCAGCGCGCGCCCCGUCACCAUUGGAGAGUAUAUCCUCAUCUUCAAGCUCCUGGAGCAGAGGGUCUUCUUGCCUCUGGCCAAAGUCCUCCAUGAGAGUUUCGGCGCAGAUCACAAACAUCGGCUCAAUGCGUUUGAACAGAUGCCGCGCGGAGUGCGCUCCGGAGAGCGCAAGACCUGGAUCUCGUUCUUCCGUGACCAGAGCGGGAUGUACAUCCAGCCCGCGGGCUUCGAGGUGCUGCUGAACCACCUGAGCACUGACCCCUCCCAGUGGAGCGUGGAGCGCCUCCUGUACAACGGCCAGUACUUCGAGUCCGUGAACGCGCUGCUGGACGCGUACCGCGCGGGCUCCGUACAGAAGUUGUCUGCGUCUCCGUGGGAGGACUACGGCUCCCUGAAGCCCCGCAGCAGACCCCUGCAGGUGGGCCCGCAGCUCGUGAGCCCCGAGGGCCCGCGCUACAGUGUCAGUCACAACCAUGUGCUGUACAUGGACUGGAGCUUCGCCUUUGGCCUGAGCUCGCUCACGGGCAUGCGCGUGUUCGACGUGCGCUUCAAAGACGAGCGCGUGCUGUACGAGCUGAGCGUGCAGGAGGCCAUGUCCGUGUACGGCUCCGUGACCCCGGGGAUGGGCAUGACUAAGUUCCUGGACUCCAGCAUCGGCAUCGGCCGCUUCGCACACGAGCUGGUGCGCGGCGUGGACUGUCCGUACGAGGCCACGUACGUGGACACGUACAGGUACAUAGACGUGGCAGAGGCGGGUCGCUACCGGAACUCCAUCUGCGUCUUUGAGCUGUCUCUGGGCCAGCCGCUGCGCAGACACUUCGCAGACUUCUUCAGCCACAGUUACGGCGGGAUGGUGAACAGCGCCUUGGUCUUCAGGACCAUCACUGCCAUCGGGAACUACGACUACAUGUGGGACUUCAUCUUCUACCAGAGUGGGGCCGUGGAGGCCAAGGUGCACGCCACAGGAUACAUCUCCUCCUCCUUCCUCGUGGCCGGAAGUCUCAAACACGGACACCAGGUGGCGCACAACGUGCUGGGCAACAUUCACACGCACUUCAUCAACUUCAAGGUCGAUUUGGAUGUGGCAGCUCUACGUCUCAUAUGUCUCAGCUCUAUGUCUCAUAUGUCGCAGCUCUAUGUUCUUCAGUCAGAGCUGUAUCAAACUGUUGUGGUGAAGAGGGAGCAGCGUCUGCAGUGA
Messenger RNA from Knipowitschia caucasica, 1668 nucleotides. Lineage: Eukaryota; Metazoa; Chordata; Actinopteri; Gobiiformes; Gobiidae. The record is from the annotation of a GenBank genome assembly.